GUGCGCGCGCCCCGCGCCUCCAGCCCAGCGCUCGGAGCCGCUUUCGCUGCCGCUGUCUGCUCCCCGGGGCCGCCGCCGCCGCCGCCCCCAGGCCGGGGGCUCUGUCCGCUGGGCUCGCGCCGCUCGCCCGGGCCAGGAGGACGAGCUCGAGGAGGAUGCCUGGGCCCGUCCCGCGCGGCCCCGGGUGAGGCACGCCCGCGCGCCCGCCGGCGCCAUGGGAAGCAGCGGGCCCCGCGGCUGUGCCCCGCCGGCGCGCGCACCACGUGAGCCCAGCCGCGGGCAGCCCCCGGCCGCAGGUCCCCGAGCGACGCUGGCGGCACCUGGGAGCGUGGCGCGGGCCCGGGGCCGCGCGGAGGAGCCCAGCGUCCAGUGAGGCGGCCGAGGACCCGCCGCCGCGCCGCCGCCAUGGUGAUGUCCCAGGGCACCUACACGUUCCUCACGUGCUUCGCCGGCUUCUGGCUCAUCUGGGGGCUCAUCGUCCUGCUGUGCUGCUUCUGCAGCUUCCUGCGCCGCCGCCUCAAACGGCGCCAGGAGGAGCGCCUGCGCGAGCAGAACCUGCGCGCCCUGGAGCUGGAGCCCCUCGACCUGGAGGGCAGCCUGGCCGGGAGCCCCCCGGGCCUGGCGCCGCCGCCGCCGCCGCACCGCAGCCGCCUGGAGGCGCCGGCGCACGCGCACCCGCACGUGCACGUGCACCCGCUGCUGCACCACGGGCCCGCGCAGCCGCACGCGCACGCGCACCACCACGCGCUCCCGCACCCGCCGCCGCCGCACCUCUCCGUGCCGCCGCGGCCCUGGAGCUACCCGCGCCAAACGGAGUCGGACAUGUCCAAGCCGCCGUGUUACGAGGAGGCGGUGCUGAUGGCCGAGCCGCCGCCGCCCUACAGCGAGGUGCUCACGGACACGCGCGGCCUCUACCGCAAGAUCGUCACGCCGUUUCUGAGCCGCCGCGACAGCGCGGAGAAGCAGGAGCAGCCGCCGCCCAGCUACAAGCCGCUCUUCCUGGACCGGGGCUACACCUCGGCGCUGCACCUGCCCAGCGCCCCGCGGCCCGCGCCGCCCUGCCCCGCCCUGUGUCUGCAGGCCGAGCGCGCCCGCCGCGUCUUCCCCAGCUGGACCGACUCGGAGCUCGGCAGCCGCGAGCCCCUGGAGCACGGAGCUUGGCGCCUGCCGGUCUCCAUCCCCUUGUUCGGGAGGACUACAGCCGUAUAGAGGGGCGCCCGGCGCCCGGGCCCCGCCGGCGCACUCCUGGCCUGACUGCGGGGCUUUUUAAAUGCUUCCCUUGGACUGCGGGGAGGGGCGGGGGGAGGGAGGGAUUUCUUACCCCGUUUGUUACAUUUUGAGGAUAAUAAAGGUGUGUGAUCUGGUUUGGUACAA
Microcebus murinus (gray mouse lemur) is the source of this 1374-nucleotide messenger RNA. RefSeq names its product proline rich 7, synaptic (gene PRR7). NCBI's taxonomy places the organism in Eukaryota, Metazoa, Chordata, Mammalia, Primates, Cheirogaleidae. The record is from RefSeq and is a predicted model, not a curated record.